Molecule: messenger RNA, 1581 nt
Organism: Quercus robur (English oak)
Lineage: Eukaryota; Viridiplantae; Streptophyta; Magnoliopsida; Fagales; Fagaceae
Product: ceramide synthase LOH2
Exons: 6
Coding region: 361-1227 (288 amino acids)
Biological process (GO): ceramide biosynthetic process
Cellular component (GO): membrane; endoplasmic reticulum
Molecular function (GO): sphingosine N-acyltransferase activity
Source: RefSeq, a predicted model, not a curated record
GUGCGCAUUACGCAGAGCUCUUAUUAUUGUCCGCUAACUAAUUGAUCAGAACAUAUAUAAUAAAUAAAGCAAGAUCUCAUCCUCGACCUCCCUAAUUUCCCUUGCCACCCUUUCUCUUCUCUCUCUCUUCUCUCUCUCUCUCUCUCUCUCUCUAACUGAGCGAGCAAAAAAAUAUCUUCAUAAUCUUUCUCUGUGAAAAAUUAGGGCCAAGCUUUAGAUCUCGGAGACUAUAGAAAUGGCGGUCAAUCGCAUCCGAUUCUUGCAUUGCGGUCGCUGAUUUUCGGUUGCCGGAAUCGGAGUUGGCAGCGAUUGAUUUCGCCGGUUGAUGCUUCUCUGUGACAUUCUUGUUCGGACUCUCACAUGGACUCGAUCUGGAGCAAUGGCGUCGAGCCUGUUUCUUCUUUCCUCGUCGCUAUCUACUUUGCUAUCGGCUUCCUCGCCGCCAGGUUCUUCCUCGACAAAUUCGUCUUCCGCAAAUUGUCCAUCUGGUUGUUGAGGUAUAAUGGAGCUGUUCCACUAAAGAUUGAUGAUGCAACACGGUCAAAGAUUGUAAAAUGCUCAGAGUCAAUGUGGAAGCUAGCAUACUAUGCUACUGUUGAAGCAUGUGUUCUCAAAAUAACACACAGCGAACCAUGGUUCAGGGAUACUAAAGAAUACUUUAGAGGCUGGCCAAAUCAAGAGUUUACGCUUCCCCUAAAGCUUUACUAUAUGUGCCAAUGUGGAUUCUACACCUACAGCAUUGCUGCGCUCCUUACAUGGGAGACUCGAAGGAAGGAUUUCUCUGUGAUGAUGUCCCAUCAUGUAAUUACUGUUGCCCUGAUUGGAUGCUCAUAUAUUACAAGGCUUUUCCGGAUUGGCUCAAUCACCCUUGCCCUGCAUGAUGCAAGUGAUGUAUUCAUGGAAGCUGCUAAAGUUUUUAAAUAUUCUGAGAAGGAGCUUGGAGCAAGUGUGUUCUUUGGAUUCUUUGCCAUUUCUUGGCUCAUUCUGCGGCUAAUAUUCUUUCCUUUUUGGGUUAUAAAUGCAACAAGCUAUGAUCUCAUUAAGUUCUUGGAUCUAUCAAAGGCCUAUCAUACGUUGCUGUACUAUGCUUUCAAUACAAUGUUGCUGAUGCUACUUGUGUUUCACAUAUACUGGUGGGUACUUAUAUGUGCAAUGGUCUGGAGACUGUUGAAAAAUAGAGGAAAAGUGGGAGAAGAUAUAAGAUCUGAUUCAGAGGAUGAUGAAUAGUUGGAAGAUUUUGUACAAGUCAUACGUUCUCACUGAUGAUGUAGCCCCCUGGGAAUUACUUUUGACAAGUUUGUAGAGGUUUCACUAUGAUCUCAAUUGUUUGCCAUCUAUUGUACCAAAAUUGGAGGGGGUUGGGAACUUUUUGAUUUCUAAAUUUUUCCUCUUAUUCUUGGGGUAGAGAUAAGGAGGUGGAAGACCAUUAAUCUCCUUUUUGAUAUCUUUUUGGUGUAUAAAUGAUAGGUGAUUCCUGUAUAAUUGUUUCUCUGGAUAAUAUUUUGUUUGGAUUAGCCCUAAAACAGAUAAAUGAAGAAGUUGAAAAAGAAAAAGAAAAAAAAAAGACUUUUCUUUUUCCUA